This is a messenger RNA of Patiria miniata (bat star), 1341 nucleotides long. Its product is annotated as lymphocyte antigen 6B-like. The transcript is spliced from 4 exons. The record is from RefSeq and is a predicted model, not a curated record. Lineage: Eukaryota; Metazoa; Echinodermata; Asteroidea; Valvatida; Asterinidae. Bases 168 to 584 code for a protein of 138 amino acids.
UCAAUUCAAAGGUGUCGUAAAACCAACUUUUGGGAUCUGCCCCUUGCUCUGUUGCAGUGCUAACGAAGAUCACAGUUCUGUGUGAGCGGUUUGAAUAUUGAAGUUUAUAUUGAAGCUUUCGAAAUUGUUUUUGGGCUGGCUAGGCACUAGUUCAGUUUCUGGUGAAGAUGAAGAUUGCGACGGUUUCCUUUUUCUUGAUUCUGGCUCUCAUUGGAAAAACGGCAUCUCUGAAAUGCUAUCGGUGCUCCUGGCAAACGUAUGAAGGGAAGGAGUAUGGACCUGUUGCUUGUAAGAGUCCCUUCAGUGCAAACAGCACACGAGUUACUGAAGAGAUUUGUAGACAAAAUUACCAGUGCCGUAAAGAAACUUCAGCUGUGUCUGGGAGUGACGUCAUCACACGGGUCAGCCGAGGCUGCACGCCGACAUGUGAGGAGAAAUGUAUGGAUGGCACCUUCCUUGGAUCCGCAGUGAAGAUCUGCUCAUCCUGCUGCUCUUCUGACCUGUGCAACCACGCAGGUCCAGUGACCCUUGACCUCGUCGCCAUGACAGUUUUGGUGAUCGCAACCAUCGUAACAGUUUUCUAGUAUCCAACCUGUUCACAAUCACACAAAAACUCAAGAUAAAAAUAUCAUUUCUGAUCAAGUUCAAAACCUUAAUGUGGAGUUUUUUUUUCAAACGUUUGCCAUUUGUGUUGUAGAAAUUGCAGUUUUUCACGUCAGAUUAAAGAAAUUCAAAAGUUGAGUUGACUUAAAAUGCAUUAAAUGCUUUUAAAACUAUUGUUUAAAAAAAUAAUUCCAAAACUUGCUUAAACGUUUUGAAAAUAGAGGAAACACACAAAUUUAGAAAGGUUUCGUCUUCGCUAUUUCUUUAUUGUUUACUGGUCAUAUUUUAAAGGUACUGGCCACAAUUUGUGUAGACAAUGUACAUAAAUAUUGUCCUUUGACGAUCUUCCCAACCAUUGUCAUUCCAUUGUAAACGCGUUAUCGAGCCAAAAUGGCGCAUUUGUUCAAAAGCGUUCCUUUAACCGGAAAACAGUUCUCCCCCCAAAAAAAAGAAGAAGAAGAAAGAGAAUGUAAUGUAAAAAGACGAACUCAGGCAGAAAGAACAUGAAAAGCUGAACACUGAACAUUUACAAUACAGUUUUGGCUGACUCAAUCGCAAAGACUUUGGAGUCUAGUCAGUGCGUUUACUCAUGUAGUAACUUCCUCGCCAAAUAAUUGUUUAUUACUACACAUUUGUUUGUCCGAUUUAACAAUAUAAUGUUGAAUAAAUACAUAAACCCUUUCUGUAAAUUAUAAAGUAAGAUUUUCUUUCCUAAGUUGGACCCCAUUUGACAUUAAG